Molecule: messenger RNA, 1103 nt
Organism: Penaeus monodon (black tiger shrimp)
Lineage: Eukaryota; Metazoa; Arthropoda; Malacostraca; Decapoda; Penaeidae
Product: serine/threonine-protein phosphatase 1 regulatory subunit 10-like
Source: RefSeq, a predicted model, not a curated record
UGAAUGUGAACACCAUCAAAUUCCACGAGAUGAUGACCCUGGACAAGCAGCGAGAGCGCGAGGCCAUGGGCAAGAACCGUGGCUUGGGGCUCGGCAUGUCUCCAAUGCUCAUGAACAGCAUGGGAGGAGGCAUGGGCGAUCCUCACAUGAUGGGGGGGAUGGGCAUGUACCAGAGCAGCGUGCAAGAGUUCAUGCGAUGGUCACUGCUUCCCAUCAUGCCUGUAGGUCAGCCUAAUGUGAACCCCGGCUGCAGGAGCCAAGAGAGACACGUGCAGGCGGCAAGAGAGAGCACAACCAUUGCGGCCUUUUAUCAUCCUGCGAUGUUGCCAGACAGCCCCAGAGAACCAGACCCGGAGAUGGUGGUGCGAGUCGAGCCCAAGGAGGUCCCUCUGCACGACAUCACGGGCCAGGAGACCAUCUGCGACCACCGCAACAAGCCCUGGCCGGAACCCAUCAUGAGCGACCCCAUGGCCUUCCACUACGGCGGAAUGGGCAACAUGGGAGGAGGAGGAGGAGGAGGCAUGGGCGGCGGAGGUGGAGGAGGAGGUGGUGGUGGAGGCGGAGGAGGAUCGCACUGGGUUGUUGGAGGACCUCCUGGCGGUGGGUUCUCGAGCGGGCCCAUGUACGGCGGGCCGGGCGGCGGCGGGCCCGGCGGCGGCCCUGGCGGCUACGGCGCCCGGGGCAUGGGGGGCCACGGCAGCUUCGGCGACAUGGGUCCGGGGGGCAUGGAGGGCCCCGGGGCUGGGGGGGCCCCGGGCCCCGACUACCCCAACCAGAAUAUGAUGAGGGGCGGCCAAGGGCAGGGCAUGAUGAUGUCGGGAAGGCCGGGCAUAAACCCCCCGGGGCAUGAUGCCCAACAUGGGCAUGGGCGGUCCAAGAUUCCGGGUCGGGGAGGGCCCAGCGGGGGUUGGGGCCCCCGGGGGACGCCCCCCCUGUGCAAGCACUUCAUGAACGGCCACUGUCCGCCACGGCAAGAACUGCAAGUUUCUGCACGCCAAGCACCACUGACCUCAGCCCGCGGCGCCCCCUCCCCCCUCGGUCCCCCCUCCGCCUCGGCCUCCCCUCCCCUCGGCCUCCCGCGGCGGCCCAGCGGCGCUGCCUAA